CACGGAAACCCAAACAAACAAACCGUUCUCAUCGUAAUCAAAAUCAAUCAGAAGACUAACUCCGACAUUCAUUUUCCAAUUCACUGACGUUCCUUUCAUGGAAGCCGCAAUCUUCUUCCACCACCAGCCCCAGAUCUUUCGAACCUCAAAUUUUCCACAAAAACCCUAAUCCAGGGAGCGAAGGGGGGCUUCAAUUGGCUGCCGAAUUUGUAUCAGGAAGAUUGUAUUGAGACGGCGGCCAAUUGAAGGAGGAAGGAGAGGACAAGAUGUUUGGUGGGGCCUGGAGCAACAUAGCCAAGUCGGCGGAGGCCGUCGUGUCGCAGUGGGCGGCCAGGAGGUUGUUCAAGUUCUUGUUGAAGAAGAAAUUGGGGCAAUUCAUUCUCGGAGAUAUUGACUUGGACCAGCUCGAUGUGCAGCUUUCUAACGGUACCGUCCAGCUCUCCGAUCUCGCCCUCAACGUCGAUUAUUUGAAUAGCAAGUUUGGUACGGCAGCAUCUAUGGUUAUAAAAGAAGGAUCUAUAGGCUCUUUGUUAGUUAAAAUGCCUUGGAAAGGUAAAGGAUGUGAGGUUGAGAUUGAUGAACUUGAACUUGUGCUUGCUCCCUGCAUGGUGAAUAAUUUGUCUGCUUCAGAUGAAAAUUGCAAUUUAAACGAAGAUGAUAAGCACGUUGUGCACAGUGAAAUGGAAAAACUUGAGAAUGAUAUGGCAGACAGUGCUGGGAGAUCAAUGUCGGGUGAUGUUCAUGAAGGUGUGAAGACAAUUGCAAAGAUGGUGAAAUGGUUUCUUACAAGCUUUCAUAUAAAGAUUAAGAAGCUAAUUGUUGCAUUUGAUCCGUAUAUGGGGAGGGCCGGAAGGGAAAUUGAUUCACAUAGGAAUUUGGUUCUUCGAAUAUCAGAAGUAGAAUGUGGAACUCGUAUUUCUGAAGAUGGUGAUCUAAAAAGUGAAGCAAAAGUAGAAAGCUUUCUUGGAAUAAGCCAACUUACCAAUUUUGUAAGAUUUCAAGGAGCGGUACUUGAGCUUCUUCACAUGGAUAAUGUUGAUGAUCAAUCACGCUUCCCCUGCACAUCAGGAACCACAUUUGCUGAACCAUUUUCAGGAUGCCAUCCGUCAAAUGCUACAACUCCAAUCAUGAUGGGGAAAAGAGGUGGAUUUUCAGGGAAUCUAAAGUUAAGCAUACCUUGUAAAAAUGGUUCCUUGGACAUCCGCAAAGUGGAUGCAGAUGUUUAUAUGGAUCCUGUAGAAUUAAGAUUUCAGCCAAGCACAAUUAAAUGGUUCUUGCUUGCAUGGGAAACUUAUAAGGAUUUUAACAAGGGUGGAAGGAAUCACAGGCAGAAUUUAGUUGAUUCUGUGUGCUUGACUUCAAAUUCUCAACUCCAUUCUUCAAUGCCUGCUUCUAAUGUAAUUGCCACUGAUAAGGUUGUCUCGUUUGAUGGUUGCUUUUCUGCUGAAAGCUCAUCUUUGAAUAAGCAGGAAUUGGCAUCUGAAGCUCUUCUACCUGGUGCACAUCUUAUACCAGAUUGGGUGCCAUUUUCAGUUAGCAAAGACCAUAAGGGUUCUACUGGAGAAGUUGAUUUUGGGGCAAGUGUUGACCACUUCUUUGAGUGCUUUGAUGGAAUGAGAAGCUUCCAAACAGCAUUAGGAAGCAGUGGAAUGUGGAAUUGGACAUGUUCUGUCUUCAGUGCAAUAACUGCUGCAUCCAGCCUUGCAUCCGGAUCUUUGAAUUUACCUUCUGAGCAGCAGCAUGUCCAAACUAAUUUGAAAGCUACCUUUGCUGGAAUUUCUAUUAUAUUGUCCUUCCAUGAUGAAGAUCAGAAUCAUACGAAUGAGCAGAAUGGCUAUCGAAUUCAUGGUGGCUCAAAUGUUCAUUACCUGGGUGCAGAAUGCAGUGAUAUUUUUCUUCUUAUGCAGGUAUGUCCUCGAGAAAUGAGAUUGGAUGGAACAAUGAAGCAUAUUGAAGUUGCUGAUUACUUAUGCAAGCAAAAUGAUGUGUGUGGUUGUAGUGACCCUAAUGGCAGUCAAACUCUUUUGAUUAAAAAUCUUCAAGCUGAAGUUCAACGCACUCUCCCUUCAUUUUCCAUCUAUGAAGAAGAUACUGCAUCAGAUGAAUUGUGUGGGCUAUUUACUGCUGAUUUUCCAUCCAGCAAAAAGGGUGAUGUCAUAAAAAAUAUGUUAUUUAGAACUUUUGCUGCAACUCAUUGCCAAUUUGUGAAGUCAAGUUCAUCAGAUGACAACUUUUCAGGGACAACAUUAAUUUCAUUGAAAUUGCCUCCUCUGAUAUUCUGGUUGAACUUCUGCUCAACAAAUUUGUUAUUGGAUCUCUUAAAGGAAGUUGGAGAAUCAACAGAAAUGAAUUACCAAAAGAAUGCACUUUCACAUGAUGUCUGCAAUGAUCAGUGUGAAUCAUCUCAUGGGCAUGUGAAGAGAGCUUCUGGUCCCCAUAUUACAACUCUCUCAUCAAUAAAAACUGUACGGGGUGACAUAUCAAUCCCAAAUGCAAGAAUAAUUCUUUGUUUCCCUUUUAAGAGUGGUGGGGAUGAUGGAGGUUAUUCUUCAUGGAAUCAAUUUAUUGCCCUUGAUAUAUCUUCACCAUCAAAUUCAGAAAGUGCAGUGAUACAAGACACAAGACAGCCAUUGGAUAGAAGUUUGGAGAGACGGGUUUCUUCAAUAGCCAGGCAUUCUUUGCACUUGAAUAUUGGUAAUCUUGAUAUUUACUUGGUUACUCCGUCUCAUCAAGAUGAUUCUAGAUUUGUUUCUUGUGGUAUGCAGCCAUGUAAGUUUUCUGCUGAGGGUAUUUUGUCUGUUAGCAACAGGACGGGAUGUUUUUCUGUAAUUAGUGUGCUUUGGCAGGAAGGUCCUGCAACUGCUGGUUCUGAUAUAGUAUACCUAUGGGACCCUAAGAGCUUACAUGGUUUUACAUCUAUAAGUGUGAGAUGCAGCACAAUUGUUGCAUUGGGUGGUCGGUUGGAUUGGCUGGAAUCAAUAGCUUCGUUUUUCAGCCUGCCUUCUCAGGACCUUGAGCAGGCUGUUGAUGAUGGUUUACAUGAGGGGCAUUUGGAUGUUCCUCAUGGUGCUUCUUUUGUCCUUAGCUUGGUUGAUGCUGCUUUGAGUUAUGAGCCCUACUUUAGUAGUCCAACAGUCUCUGUUGAUGUUCUAGUUUCAGAGGCUGGAUCUUCAAAUCCCAGUGAAGGAAUGGUUGAGCCACAUGUAGCUUGCCUUUUAGCUGCAUCCUCCUUAAAACUUUCAAAUAGAACUGCAGAAUAUUCCAAGGGCAAUGAAUAUAAAAUUAGAGUUCAAGAUCUGGGUCUGCUACUUAGAGCGGUGUCCGAGCAUGAGAAACUGGGUGGCAUGUAUAGUGUGCAGCAUCUUCAAGAGAUCGGCUAUGUUAAAGUUGCCAGUGAGGCACUUAUGGAUGUGGUUUUCAAAACUAACUGUGAAAAUGGCCUUCAGUGGGAGUUGGAAUGUUCUAAAUCUCAAAUUUAUAAGAAUGGCCACAAAGGCAAAAGUGGGAUCUCCUAUGAUUCUGAUUCAUCAACUUCACAAUUAUAUUCAGUUAAUGUGGAUAAUGAGAGCAACUGUGGAGUGGUUGGCUUGAUGGAUGAGAUAUGUGAAGAUGCUUUCAACUUAGAUGGGAAUCAGACUUGCCAAUUUGAGUCAUCUCUGUCACAGUUUCAUGCUCCUCUUGUUGAAAGUUUCAUUAAAGAAGCCUGUAGCUUAAGUUUUGACGGUGCUGAGACUUUCUCAUAUGCAGACUUGGAAAGUAGUGAAACUUCAUUUCUUCAAGAAGAUUAUAUCCCUGAAAUCAUAGAAAGUUACUGUUUAUCUAAGUUACGGCCUCUUUCAGAAUUGUCUGCUGGUGGAAAUUUGUCUCAAGAGGUACUUAAAAGUAGAUCCAUUCAUACGGGAAAUGAAGACUUUGGAAUAAGAAAUUGUGGAUGGUAUAGGGAUGCUCCAUUAAGAAUUGUAGAAAACCAUAUUUCAGAUGCAAGUGAGGAAGCUAGUUUGAACCAAAUGUUGGACGGCAAAUUUUCAUCUAGUGACCAUACAAUGAUUGAUGAUAUAGCAAAGGUUGUUGGAUGUGUACUUCUAAGGAAUAUUAAUGUUAGGUGGAAAAUGUAUGCAGGCUCUGAUUGGCAUGUAUCUUUAAAGAAUGGUGACCACUCCACAGACAUACAUGGAAGUGACAGAACUUUGUUUCUAGAGCUUGUAUUAUCUGGGGUGGAAUUUAAAUAUGGCAUCUUUCCUGCUGGUGGAGAAUCUGUUUCAAAGCUUUCUCUCUCAGUCCUGGAUUUUCACCUUUCUGACAGGAGCAGAGCUGCACCCUGGCAACUAGUGUUGGGUUAUUAUAAUUCAAAAGAUCAUCCUAGAGAAUCAUCUUCAAAAGCAUUCAAGCUGGACUUAGAAGCUGUUAGACCAGAUCCACUAAUACCUCUUGAGGAGUACAGGUUACGCAUUGCUUUCCUUCCCAUGCUGCUACAUUUUCAUCAAAGCCAACUUGAUUUUCUAAGAAGUUUUUUUGGGGAGAAAAGCUUAUCAACUGAACAAUCAUCAGUUUCUCUUCCAGAGCCUAGUUUGACAGUGAGAAGUAAUAAUAUUGCUGGCCAUACCAUUGCAGAAGAAGCAUUGCUUCCUUAUUUCCAGAAGUUUGAAAUAUUGCCUAUCCGGAUUCGAGUUGACUAUAGUCCCCACCAUGUUGAUAUACGGGCACUUAAAGGUGGGAGAUAUGUGGAACUGAUCAACCUUGUCCCCCUGAAGGGAAUUGAGCUUAAACUAAAACAUGUUAAUGCUGUUGGCAUCUAUGGUUGGGGUGGUGUGUGUGAAACAAUUAUAGAAGAGUGGCUGGAGGAUAUUUCUCAAAAUCAGAUUCAUAAAGUUUUGCGAGGCCUUCCUACCAUUCGGUCAUUACUUGCUGUUGGUGCUGGUGCAGCAAAGCUGAUUUCAGAGCCACUUGAGAGCUACAGGAAGGAUCAGAGGGUACUCAAAGGAAUCCAAAGAGGCACAAUUGCUUUUCUUAGAAGUAUAUCAAUUGAGGCUGUUGGGCUUGGUCUGCAUUUGGCAGCGGGGGCUCAUGACAUUUUGCUCCAGGCAGAAUAUUUAUUUACAAGCAGUCCUCCUGUCUCAUGGCAUUUGGAAAGCAAGAUGGAGAGAAAUGUGAGAUAUAAUCAACCUAAAGAUGCUCAACAAGGAAUUCAAAAGGCUUAUGAGAGUAUCAGUGAUGGCCUUGAGAAAUCUGCUACUGCCUUAGUUCGAACACCCUUGAAACAAUACCAGCGAGGGGCCAGUGCCAGAUCUGUAUUGGCAACUGCAGUUCGUGGAGUUCCUACAGCUGCUAUAGCUCCAGCUUCUGCUUUUGCAGGUGCCUUACACACUGCCCUUUUUGGCAUGAGAAAUAGCCUUGAUCCUGAACGCAAGAAAGAAUCGAUGGAGAAGUAUUUGGGUCCAACACAGCCACAGGAUCAAAACUAGCCAGUCUGUUCUGAUGUUAUAUGCCCGUGUUUGCUUUUGCUCUACAACAGAAAUACAUCCAUGGCUACUCAAGUGCACCUGUCAUGGACAUGUCAAGUUGAAUCAAUGAAAGACUGGCCAAGGAAUAUGAGCUUUCCCUAACAGAGGGCCAGGAUCAUUGUGCCUUCAGCACAGCUGGAGCCCCAUAUUUCACGCGUACCAAUAAUCAAGCCAUCGAACUAUUCCUUCCCGUUGGAACAAGAAGAGACAGUGAUUUUGUACAAAAUGUAAAUAUAGAAUAUGAUCUUCUUCAUCCACACACAGAGAUGAGAUCUUGUAAUUAUAGCAACCGGAUUGAGGUUGUGAGUUGUACAGUGUUAUUCUUUUCAAGUAUAUAUGGUUCAUUGUAUAUUCUUCUGCUUGUUGUAGUUUGUACAUAACGCAUUUGGAUACAUGGC
Rubroshorea leprosula is the source of this 5899-nucleotide messenger RNA. Lineage: Eukaryota; Viridiplantae; Streptophyta; Magnoliopsida; Malvales; Dipterocarpaceae. The record is from the annotation of a GenBank genome assembly.